This is a messenger RNA of Saitoella complicata NRRL Y-17804, 621 nucleotides long. RefSeq lists its product as uncharacterized. The transcript is spliced from 2 exons. NCBI's taxonomy places the organism in Eukaryota, Fungi, Ascomycota, Saitoellomycetes, Saitoellales, Saitoellaceae. The coding region runs from base 1 to 621 and encodes 206 amino acids. The record is from RefSeq and is a predicted model, not a curated record.
AUGGAGCAUGACGAUGAUCCGACAGGACCUACCCGGGUACCGCUUCGAGUCGCCCCUGCUGUCGUACUGCGCCAUGGUGGCAGUCAACCGCAUUUCCAUGGGCUGGAAGGUGCCCGCUGCUGGUGUUCCGAGAGGCCUGUCGGCUCCGCGACGGGAAUUCUUUGCAGCAGCAACACCAACACUCUGGACGAAAUUCUCCGCAGGCUCUGUCGGCGAUGGAAGAGGCAGGAGAGAAGCACGACCUCUGGCAUCGUCCACAACUGGCGAUUGAUGCUGUUCAACUUGGGCAAAAAGGAGGUCUCGAGCAAGGCUACCACGCGGAGUCUGGAGGGAUCAGAAGUCGGCUACCAAGGCACCACCACCUCCAUGGAGCAGAUCCCUCGAUUGUACCAUCGCACCCAGCAGGGGGUCCGUCUCAUCAUGGAUCGCGAUCUGGUUUUGGGCGCGGCUUACCCACUCAGAAUGUCCGGCACGGUUUUGCAGGAAGCCGAACAUCGACACAAGCUGAAUUGGUGGUUAUCCCGCAAAGACGAAAUGCUGCGUGGCCACCAUGAACUCCUGAUCAAGCACGUCAGGACCACUCUGCCGCUUCGAGAGGCCCUCGGUCAUCCAGUCGAUUAA